Molecule: messenger RNA, 705 nt
Organism: Symbiodinium sp. CCMP2456
Lineage: Eukaryota; Dinophyceae; Suessiales; Symbiodiniaceae
Source: the annotation of a GenBank genome assembly
AUGGCCUUGAAGGGGCCGUUGGAAGUCAAUGACCUGGCGCUGCUACAAGCUGUGCAGUUGACCAUCCAAGCCGUAUCUCGCUUGCGCUGCCGCCUUUCCGAGCUGAUGGCUCAUGUGAAUGCUGCGUCGGAGACGAAGACCCUGAUGCUGGUGAAAGCAGCGGGUGUUCCACUCGGCUUCACCGUGCGCUACAACCCGCAAGCCUUGGUAGUCACUUCUGUGCUGACGGAUUCCACCAUGGAACAGUGGAACCUCCGCAACCCCAAUGAUCAAAUCCUCCAGGGCACCCGGAUCAAGAGCAUCAACGGUGAGCGAAGCAUUCGGGGAAUGCUCAGCGAGCUGCAAAAGGCCACCGAUGCCACCGCAGUCUUGUUCGAGGUAUUCCGUGAACUCUAUGAAGACCUGCUGGAGCAGAUGGCCUCCUCCUUGAAGCCCAGAGAGACGCUCUCGUGCGAGUCCGUGGAGUCUCUGCAUUGCCGGUCUGCAACAGGGUGUGAAGACGACUGUGCGAUCUGCCUUGGCGAGUGCAAGGUGGGUGACGAGGUUAUCGAGCUGCCCUGUGGCCAUGUCUACCAUCGGGAGUGCGUAGGGACCUGGCUCACAAAGUGUUCGAAGUGCUGUCCGCUCUGCAUGCAAGCCGUGACGCCGCUCUCAUCUAUGAAGAGCUGCCAGAGCUGUGAUGAGCACUCCGAUGCUGGGCUGAUG